Messenger RNA from Solanum lycopersicum (tomato), 828 nucleotides. Its product is annotated as kunitz trypsin inhibitor 5-like. Gene Ontology annotation, molecular function: endopeptidase inhibitor activity. The record is from RefSeq and is a predicted model, not a curated record. NCBI's taxonomy places the organism in Eukaryota, Viridiplantae, Streptophyta, Magnoliopsida, Solanales, Solanaceae.
CAACGUGCAAAAAAAUCACCACUUAUCUCUCUAUAAAUUGACAUCCACUUGCCGUAAAUACUCAUACCAAAUUCAAACUAACACAAGAAAAAAAAAAAAACAUAAUGAAUACCCUUUUGUUACUAUUUUCACUUUCACUUUUUCCAUUUAUCUUAUGUGUGCCAAAUCCUUCAAGACUACUCUUAGCAUCAUCAUCAUCGUCUCCGGUUCUCGAUAUCAAUGGCGAUAAAGUUAAAGCAGGUCCCAACUACUUCAUUUUACCCGUUAUUCAAGGAAAAGGCGGCGGACUUUACCCAUCCAACGUUAAACAACACAAUAGUACUUGUCCUAGGGACAUUAUUCAAGAGACGGACGAUGUACAAGAAGGAUUGCCAGUAGUGUUUACACGUCUCGACGCGAAAAAAGGCGUCGUUCGUGUAUCUACUGAUGUUAAUGUGAGGUUUUUUACUCCGACUAUUUGUGCUAGAGAAACUAUUUGGAAACUUGGAGCGUAUGAUGACAAGUUGAAACAGUAUUUUGUUGUGACGGGUGGAGUUGAAGGUAACCCGGGUCCGAAAACCGUGGGUAAUUGGUUUAAGAUUGUGAAAUUCGGGUCGGGUUAUAAGUUUGUGUUUUGUCCAAGUGUGUGUAAGUUUUGUAAAGUUAUUUGUAAAGAUGUUGGGGUUUUUAUGAAGGAUGGGGUGAGGUUUUUGGCUCUUAGCGACACUCCAUUCGAAGUUAAGUUUAAGAAGACUUUUUGAUUUGUGUAAAAUUUUCUUUUUUAAAUUUGUACAAGUUUUAUGGUUAAUUUGAAAGAUUUAAUUUUUUAAUAAUAUUAUGUUUAUGAUA